This is a messenger RNA of Propithecus coquereli (Coquerel's sifaka), 784 nucleotides long. Lineage: Eukaryota; Metazoa; Chordata; Mammalia; Primates; Indriidae. The record is from the annotation of a RefSeq genome assembly.
AUGACCCACCAAACCCACGCCUACCACAUAGUUAACCCCAGUCCCUGACCCCUCACAGGAGCCCUCUCCGCCCUUCUAAUAACAUCCGGCCUUGCCAUAUGAUUCCACCACAACUCCAAUACUCUCCUCACCCUAGGACUACUAACCAAUUUAUUAACUAUAUACCAGUGAUGACGUGAUGUUGUGCGAGAAGGAACAUUCCAAGGACAUCAUACCCAAGCUGUCCAAAAAGGUCUACGAUAUGGGAUAAUCCUAUUCAUCAUCUCAGAGAUUUUCUUCUUCGCAGGCUUCUUUUGAGCCUUCUACCAUUCCAGCCUAGCCCCCACUCCCGAACUAGGCGGCUGUUGACCCCCAACAGGCAUUCACCCACUAAAUCCUCUUGAAGUACCAUUACUCAACACAGCCGUCCUACUGGCUUCAGGCGUAUCCAUUACUUGAGCCCACCAUGAUUUAAUAGAAGGCAACCGAACACAUAUACUUCAAGCCCUACUAAUCACUAUUUCCCUAGGCAUCUAUUUUACACUUCUCCAAGCCUCCGAAUAUUUCGAAACAUCUUUCACAAUUUCGGACGGAGUCUAUGGCUCAACUUUCUUUAUGGCAACCGGCUUUCACGGAUUACAUGUAAUUAUCGGAUCAACUUUCCUAACUGUCUGUUUCUUUCGUCAACUAAAAUUUCACUUCACAUCCAAUCAUCAUUUUGGAUUCGAAGCAGCAGCCUGAUACUGACAUUUCGUUGACGUAGUAUGACUAUUCCUCUACGUUUCUAUCUAUUGAUGAGGAUCCU